This is a messenger RNA of Myiozetetes cayanensis, 7672 nucleotides long. It is a transcript of the gene SPTLC2, whose product is annotated as serine palmitoyltransferase long chain base subunit 2. Gene Ontology annotation, biological process: ceramide biosynthetic process; sphingosine biosynthetic process. Lineage: Eukaryota; Metazoa; Chordata; Aves; Passeriformes; Tyrannidae. The record is from RefSeq and is a predicted model, not a curated record. The coding region runs from base 26 to 1693 and encodes 555 amino acids. Gene Ontology annotation, cellular component: serine palmitoyltransferase complex. Gene Ontology annotation, molecular function: pyridoxal phosphate binding; serine C-palmitoyltransferase activity. The transcript has 12 exons.
GAGCGGGCGCGGCGGGGCCGGCGCGAUGGAGCGGCCCGAGCGGCCCGAGCGGCCCGAGCGGCCCCGCGCCAACGGCUGCGGCGGCGCCCACGGCGCGCUCCGCAACGGCUUCGUGCGCGGCCCGCACGGAACGCAGAUAAAUCACAUUGUGCACAAUGGAGGAUUAUACAAAAGGCCUUUCAAUGAAGCUUUUGAAGAAACACCAAUGCUGGUUGCUGUGCUGACCUACGUAGGCUAUGGUGUUCUUACUCUCUUUGGAUAUCUGCGAGAUUUCAUGCGGCAGUGGAAGAUUGAGAAAUGUCAAAAUGCAACAGAAAGAGAAGAACAGAAGGAUUUUGUCCCAUUGUACCAGGACUUUGAAAAUUUCUACAACAGAAACCUCUACAUGCGCAUUCGGGACAGCUGGAACCGUCCAAUCUGCAGUGUGCCAGGGGCCAAAGUGGACAUGAUGGAGAGAGUUUCCCAUGACUAUAACUGGACAUUCACGUAUACAGGGAGAGUGAUAAAAGACAUUAUUAAUAUGGGUUCCUACAACUACCUUGGAUUUGCACAGAAUGUUGGGGCUUGCCAAGAAGCAGCAGCUAAAGUUCUAUCCCAAUAUGGAGCUGGGGUUUGCAGCACUAGGCAGGAGAUGGGAAACUUGGACAAGCAUGAGGAGCUGGAAAAGCUAGUUGCCAGGUUCCUAGGUGUGGAAUCUGCAAUGGCAUAUGGAAUGGGGUUUGCAACCAACUCUAUGAACAUUCCUGCUUUAGUGGGCAAGGGCUGUCUGAUUUUGAGUGAUGAACUGAAUCAUGCAUCACUAGUGCUUGGAGCAAGACUGUCAGGAGCAACUAUUCGAAUCUUUAAGCACAACAAUAUGCAAAGCCUGGAGAAGCUGCUCAAAGAUGCUAUUGUGCAUGGGCAACCUCGUACACGGAGGCCCUGGAAAAAAAUUCUUAUCUUGGUGGAAGGAAUAUACAGUAUGGAGGGAUCCAUAGUCCGUUUGCCUGAAGUGAUUGCCCUCAAGAAGAAGUACAAAUCCUAUCUGUACCUUGAUGAAGCUCACAGCAUAGGUGCCCUGGGUCCCAGUGGCCGGGGUGUAGUGGAGUAUUUUGGGCUCAAUCCUGAAGAUGUGGAUGUUAUGAUGGGAACAUUCACCAAAAGCUUUGGAGCUGCAGGAGGAUACAUUGGGGGCAAAAAGGAACUGAUUGAUUACCUCAGGACAUACUCUCACAGUGCAGUGUAUGCAACAUCAAUGUCACCUCCUGUUGUGGAGCAAAUCAUCACCUCCGUGAAGUGCAUUAUGGGUGAAGAUGGUACCACUAUUGGGAGAGCACGUGUGCAGCAACUAGCAGAGAACACAAGAUAUUUCAGGAGACGACUGAAAGAGAUGGGCUUUAUCAUCUAUGGAAAUGAAGAUUCCCCUGUUGUGCCUCUGAUGCUGUACAUGCCAGCAAAAAUUGGUGCGUUUGGACGUGAGAUGCUGAAGCGGAACAUCGGUGUUGUGGUUGUGGGCUUCCCAGCCACUCCCAUCAUCGAGUCAAGAGCCAGAUUCUGCUUGUCUGCAGCUCAUACCAAAGAGAUGCUUGAUACAGCUUUAAAAGAAAUCAAUGAAGUUGGGGACCUUUUGCAACUGAAAUAUUCCCGUCGCCGUUUGGUACCUCUCUUGGACCGGCCGUUUGACGAGACAACGUAUGAAGAAACAGAAGACUGAAGUCCCUCCAUGUGCCUCGGUGGGAGGGACACAGCCCAUGGGACACUCCGUGGCACACAGGCCACAGCAUCCGUGAACAACACACUUCUGACCGCUUAGCAUAAAAGACAUUUCCUCACAAUACUGAAGUGGCCACAUCAGCUCUAAAUGGCAUUUUGUAAAUAGGGAGAGGAUUUAAAAAAAAAAGCUUUGAUUCCUGUGUCUUCAGGGUCUGGCCCUAGAGGUGCUUGGCUUUAUUUUUUCUUGUUGCUUUUUUUUAUUUAUUUGUCUCAGUGAAUUCACAGCGACUCAAGUUGGCUGUGGCUGAUCAGUUCAGACUUUGUAUGCACCAUUAGCCUCCCAAAUGCUGGCUGAGAUGUUGUAAGCAUGUGUGAUGCUGGCAUGGCAGCAUUUCCAGUGUCACUGCUAGGUGUCUGAUCUUCCCAGGAAGGAAUGAGCUGACCUGUCUGUUCUUGGAGACUUCCUAGAGAAACUGUUGAUUGCUAACUUGGACAUAUUUAACAAGACGAAUAAUCAACCAAAGUUGGUUUUUUUUUUCAUUUGCAGUUACUUCUGUUUAAAACUUGAAUUUAGCCUUUUUAAAAUAAAUGUGUUGUUGACAUGUCACUGACAGGACCAUUGUUCCCAAACAUUAUUUAGUUUUGUAAGCCACAGGCAGAAGGACUUCUGGAACUCUAGGCUCUUUUUCUUCCCAGUAUGGAUACCAGAUUGCCUCCUGGUUUUGACACUAAUUGUCCCCUUGAUAUGGGGUAAGUGAUGGAGAGGGGUUUUGUUUGGGUUGUUUUGGGUUUUUUUAAUAGGUUGUGUUUUGUCUUCUGACAUACUUCUGUUUAAAAAAAGGAAAAAUGUGGAUUUAGUGUGUGUUGCUUUCUCAUCUUCAGGUUAAUUUCUCUUGCUUUAUAAUUAUUUUAAAAUCGUGAACAAGUCACUGCUAAAUUCUAGAAGGGUGCUCUGGGUUUAGGUACACCAGAGCAAUCCUCAGGCUUCUUCUUAAGACUAAAACUCGUCAAUAAGCAGGUCUAUACAAUGAGUGACUAUCAGGAGAACCACUUAUUUCAUGCAGAUCUGUGAAACUGUGAUCUGUUUCUUGUUGUAUAUGAGGUGUUCUUCACUGGCCUUGUUGCUCAUAUGGACAGCUUGGAUCUUGUUAUUACACUUCAGCCAGCCAGCCAGCAAAGUCUCUGCUGGCAGCUGCAUGUCUGUGUAGGCCUUCCCUGAAGAGAGAAUGUCCUUGUAAUUGCAUUUAGUUGGAUAUCUUUAUUCUUUUGUGUUUCUGUUAUUGAUCAACAUUGAUUAAGUCAGUGUUCACUGAGCCAGUUGCUGUUUGGAAUUUUUAUUUGCACGUUUCAUACUGUCCCUAUGUUUAAAAUAGACACCUUUGCUCUAACACACCUUAGAGGAGGUCUGCUGCUUAGUUUUUGCAUCUUGAAUUCUUUCAGUGAACAGAAUGGAUCAACAAAGAGGUACCAAAAAUUUUAAACAGGAGUCAGUUGCAGUAUAGCUUGUUUCUGUAUUUUAUACACAGACAUGUAGGAUUCCUGCAAAGAUAGUAAAACAUUAACGUUGUGUCAGUUGGAUUGGGCCAGCUCUUCAGUCUGGGUGAGCAAAAUGAUUUUUGCAGGUGACCAGGGUUUUCUGAAACAGAUUCUUCAUCGUAAAGCUCUUUGCAUAGUGCUGCAAAAAAAAAAAAAAAAAUUUAGUUUUUUUAAAGUUCUUUUAUGUUCCCUCUGCAACUAACAGGAAAGGAGUGCUUUGACCACAAGAACCAAGCAGUUCUGCAAAUACAUCUCGUGAUUUAAAGAAGAAUUGGCUUCUAUUUAUAGAAUAUCUAUCUUCAUGGAUCUAUAGAUCCUGUUCCAUUUUAAUGUAGUGGAACUUCAAAACACUGAUUCAUUUUUUUACCAUUGAAUUUCAGAAAUUUAAUUAUAUGAGAAGAACUGAAAUUGACAGUUUGAAAAUAGGUCCAGAUAACUAUUUCUGCCUUCGUCCAUUAAUGUUGAUUUGCUCUUCUUCUGGAGCCAAGUGUGUGCACAGUCUGAGAAGUCUGUAUGUGCAACUUUGGUAACUAUGAAGUAGCCUCAUUUGUUCAGCCACAGAGUGAAUAAACUGCAGUUAGCUGAGCUUACUUUCUCACCUGCGCUCUGCCCAGGACUAGCGCUAACAUUCCAGCAGAUCACCUGCUUUCUGACUUCAAGAAGCUUUACCUCAAAGAAUUAUUGCCUUUUUUUUUUUUUUCUCUUUUGGACUGUAGUAGGGAACAAGGAGGUUAGCACGGGAAGCCCUGACUUCAGCCCUGAUCCUAUUAACUGGAUCAUGGAAUGGUUUAAGAGCAGACAAAACUGACCACCUUGAAGCUUGGGUCAAUAGGUAGCUGUUUUGAGCAUUCACAAAUGUACAGUGUGUUUGCUGUGUAGUCAAGUCAAUUUGAAAACUGUGAUAUAUCAAGUUAGAAGUGGGUUAUCAUAGAUUCUACAAGUCUUGAGUUCUAAUCUUGUCUCUGGGAUUCAGUUUUAGAACAGCUUGUCUUUAGAAGGGAGAAAAGCAUCUGGACAAAUCUUAUUAAUGUAGACCACUGUGUAAUACUUCUGAAACUGCCAGUGUUUAAAAAUUACUGGUGUCCAUUUGGAUUCCAGUUGUACUUUUUGAGGACAUUGUGUUCAAGCUUCUGCCUUUUAGUAUCUUUCUCCUGUGUCAUGCUGUCUGCAUAUGAUUUUGAAUUUUGCGUUGCAGAGACAUUUCAGAAAUCAUUCAGGCAGUUAGCAUUUGCAAACUGCUUGGUUACAUUUCAUCCUUGCUGUGUCCUUUUUGGGAAGCAACUCCUCCCUGGAGGCCUUUUAUUCAAGGGAACCUGUUUUGCCAAAAGUUGGUACCUAUUGAAACUGCCUCUGAAAAAGUAAGAAAUUACAAGUCCAAGAUUUUGCACAUUUAAGUCAGUAAUUCACUGAGCAUGAAAGCCAGGAAAAUCUUUCUGCAUCUACUAAACAAACUCCUCUCCCACAAUGGAAGAAGCAGACCAGUACUGGUUUGUGCUAGGCAAACCUACAGCAUGUAUGCUGUCACUGUAUGUAUAAGAUGGAUUGCUGCUUUGAUACUUGUACUGUACUGACCAGAAAUCUGUCUCCUUUUUCUCCUGGCAGUAGAAGUGAAUGAAAGAACCAAUCUUGAGGGAUCACAAAGGAUGAAAAGCUGCUUAAGAAAUAAGACUUCAGUCCCUGCCAACUUUUCAGAGACAUUCUAAUUGAAAAUGACUCCGGGUAUUUCUUAAGAGAUGCAAAAUUCAAAAGAAAAUGAAGGCUGCUUUUGAACAAAGAAUUUUGCCCUGUACCGUAUAUUGGCUAAACUUACUGAUAAAUAUACAAUAGUUACCUUCCCAGUACCUCUCUGAAGAACUUAGCAAGCAAGUUUUUGCCUCUGGUGAACCAUAACUGUUUUCAAGGCUAAUGGCCAUAUUUUUUCACUCCUGAGAAAAUUGAGAAGCUCCUAUUACUGUGCAUCAGCAAAGAGUGAGAGAUGUGCUUCUUGUUAGAAACUGGCCUUCCCAAGUAGACCUUUGUCUUAAGGAACCUGAUUCAUAGUUUUUCUUUAGUUGUUCGGCAAAGAAGAAACGCAAGUUUUUUGUGUCAAAAUAAUCAGGGCUUUCUUUUUUGUUUUUUACAUGACACAAACUUUUGUAUAAUGUAUGUAUGUAUGUGGUAUAUUUAACUCUUUAGUUUCUAUAUGUUUUCCCUUCUAAGGAGCAUCCUUAGUGAGCUGUUCUGGUUCUUGAGUUACUGGUGUGGCAUGCUUAUGCUUUAGGCAGACUCAGGAGUGAGUUGACCAAACAUCUUCCUGUGUUGAAGUCAUUCAGCGAAGGGAUUGCAUCCCCCAUCCUACUCUUGCUGUUUCCCCCAAGAGUGCAGAAGUGGUACCCACUGUCAGAGCUGCACAUGUACACAGAGCAGGCAAGGGAAGUGUGCCCAUAAAAUCAGUGACUGUCUGCUGUGUGGAUGAAGGACCAAUAUGGCAGAGGUGGAAAAAAGGGGUAGUCAGUCAUCACUUACUCUCAGCUAUACAUGGAUCUUUCAGGUGUACUUGAACAAGUAUGCCUAAAACAGGAAUGCAGCUUUCAGUGCCUAAAGGGACACUCCUCUAAAAUUUCUCCACACCAAGUAAAUCCUUCCUCUCCUUCUGUACAAAUUUUAAUUUCUUUACAUCUGAAAAGCAUUUGGCUUACAGCUGUUAGCUUGUUCAGAAGCCGUGUUAUCCGUUCAGGGUGGUCAUAGGAGAGGCUGGAGGAAAGCAUGAGCAUGACUUCCUCUAAGAGAACACUUUGCAGCAUUGGAUCUGGAGCACAAUGCUUGAGUCCCCUUGCUGCAUUACAGAGAAGGAAACUUGUGGAGAUGUAUCCCAAUAUACAGUGCUCAGUCAGAAUUUAUACAGUUUAUAUAUAUUAUUUUUACAGUUUAUAUGCAGCCUUUGAAAGUGUCAGGCAUGGUCUGUGUGGGUGUCACCUUCUGCAUGGGGAUCUGAGGUACCUGCAGUCUGUUCUGUUUUAGCACUAGUGAAAUACUGAGCUGUUUGGGAAUGCUCAGUGAUCUCUCAGCGGGCGCAUAGCUGGCUUUGGUGCUGAAUCUGGCACCCAAGUGGCAUUGGACCACUGUUUGGGAAAAGCACCAGUCAUUUGACCCAUGUAACUUGAACAUGGUUUUAAAAGAAACAAAAAGAAAAAAACCAACUCAUAUGCCAUUGUGAUGGCUUUGUAUUCCUGUAAACAUCCCCAGCCUUGCAGUUGUCCACCUGUUCAAGGAUUUGGACUUGAAGCUAGAGCACAAACAUGAAGUGUUUGUGGGAAGUAUUCUGCUUUAUAUUUCACUAAAAAGAGAUGCAUUUGGUGCAGACAUUGGAGCUGUUGUGUUUAUAUCCCCAAAAGGGGCCGGGUGAAGGAGAUGUCAACUGUGGUGUGUGUUGAAGGCCUUAAGCUGUGACUCUUGGUAUGAAGAACUGAAAUUAAAACUGACCUUGAAGAAUGCAGUAAAUUUUAACCCAUGGAAGAAUACUCUGUGCUCUUAGUUAAAGCAGUAUGUACUGCUGUUUUCUUGGGAGGGAGAGGUUCAGAACUCAGUUUGUUGUGUGACCCUGGCUAGAAGCUGUUUAAGGAGAUGUCUGUAUGUGGGAGCCAAAAGUAGUGCAGUUCUCUGCACCAGUGUUCCUAUGUAGCUUAUAUAGUUCCUGCGUAGUUCCAUUGGUAACUUGUUCCUGGGCUGCUGAAAGCGGGAGACUUACUGAGAGGGUCAGGGACUUCAGAAGCAGUGGCAGCUAGCAAAUUAAUUUCCUCAACAGAAGGUAAACAGGUCUCACAUGAAUAUGCCAAGGGUUGGUGCUGUUCCAAAAAUACCCAUGGCGAGGUGAAACAUGCACCAAAGCAUCUGACCUCUGGAAAGCAUUUCAUUUUUUUUGCCAAAACUCAUCCUGUUCAGACAGUAUUUCUGAUACCCCUUAAUGGUAUAUUAAGCCUAAUACAUCUCCAGCCUCUCAAUAUUGUUAAUUUCAGAUCCAUUUGAGAGAGGACAGAGGAAUGCUGGAGCCUGAGGCUUUAGGUUAGCAGCCCUAAAGCCAAUGGUGGCCCACAUUUCCACAAGCCCUGGGCAGAAUUACCAAGUCACAGCACUUCGUCUUAAAUUGCACUGUAUUCUUAUGCCUCUGUGUUGCUAUAAUGUACAUAUAUAUUGGAUUUUUUUGUAGAUAAGACAUUUUAGAUAAAAUUUUUAAAUGGGCUCCCCCCCAGAUAUUUUAUGCCAGAUGUCUAAUUUUUUUUACACUUGUGAUUAACAUGAAUUUGGAUGCUCUGUGGGCAGAGAAAAAGAUAAAUGGAUGGUGCAUUGGCUUUAGAAAGGUAACAAUGCAUGUUUAAAAAAAACACUGGAGAAAAAACUGCUUGGGAAAAAAAUUCAUUCAAAUAUAUUCUAUGUUCUGCAUAAUAAAGACUUUAAAAAAAUGCUA